Messenger RNA from Ctenopharyngodon idella (grass carp), 2652 nucleotides. RefSeq names its product potassium voltage-gated channel, KQT-like subfamily, member 1.1 (gene kcnq1.1). Gene Ontology annotation, molecular function: voltage-gated potassium channel activity. Gene Ontology annotation, biological process: transmembrane transport; potassium ion transport. Gene Ontology annotation, cellular component: voltage-gated potassium channel complex; membrane. The transcript is spliced from 18 exons. Bases 240 to 2201 code for a protein of 653 amino acids. The record is from RefSeq and is a predicted model, not a curated record. NCBI's taxonomy places the organism in Eukaryota, Metazoa, Chordata, Actinopteri, Cypriniformes, Xenocyprididae.
CUGCCUCAGUUGUUAUGCUGCCUACUGCUCUGCCAGCUGCACUUCACUCUCAGAUGCUGCUGUUCAUCCUGAAACACGAAUGAAGCGAUGCAAAAAGUGCUUUUUACCUUUUCUGAGCGCAGGAGAAGAAGGGAAUAAAAACAACCUAGUCAUCUGUUACUCUUGCCGUCACAACAAAAGUUGAUAUAGUUUUGAAUUGGGUGUGAGAUCAGGCGUGAAAGUCUUUUCCCAGUAGCAGCAUGACCUCUCCUCCUCACAGUACAGCGACAGAGCCUUCAUGGACUAUUGGACCUGCAGAACUGGAGAUGAACGAAACUCUGCACAUGCGAAAUUACAGUGUGGGUUUUGGCGGAGCGUCUGCGGAGCAGGCAGUGAUCACUCACCGCCAGGCAUCUCACCUCCAUCCCCGCAUGUCCGUGUACAGCGCCACCCGUCCCACACUCUCUAGGUCCUUCUUUCAAGGACGAGUAUAUAAUUUCUUGGAGAGACCAUCAGGUUGGAAAUGCUUUGUGUAUCAUUUUACAGUAUUCCUCAUUGUGCUUUCUUGCCUGAUCCUCAGUGUGCUGUCCACCAUUGAUGAGUAUCAAACACUGGCAAAUAAAACACUAUUCUGGGUGGAAUUAGUGCUGGUAGUGUUCUUUGGUGUGGAGUAUGUGGUACGUCUGUGGUCAGCAGGAUGCCGGAGUAAAUAUGUGGGAAUUCUGGGCAGGCUUCGCUUUGCCCGGAAGCCCAUCUCUGUUAUUGACCUGAUUGUGGUGGUGGCCUCCAUUAUUGUAUUGGCAGUUGGCUCUAAUGGUCAGGUAUUUGCCACCUCUGCUGUCAGAGGAGUCCGCUUCCUUCAAAUCUUGCGAAUGCUGCAUGUGGAUCGACAGGGAGGAACCUGGCGACUGCUUGGAUCAGUAGUCUUCAUACAUCGACAGGAACUGAUCACAACUCUAUAUAUCGGAUUCCUUGGGCUCAUCUUCUCUUCCUACUUUGUGUAUCUGGCAGAGAAGGAUGCAGUGGAUGAUAGUGGUAUGACAGAGUUCAGCAGCUAUGCUGAUGCUCUGUGGUGGGGUGUGGUGACAGUAACCACUAUUGGCUACGGAGACAAGGUCCCUCAGACCUGGAUAGGAAAGACCAUUGCAUCAUGUUUCUCAGUCUUUGCGAUCUCCUUUUUUGCCCUCCCUGCUGGAAUCCUAGGCUCCGGUUUUGCUCUAAAGGUUCAGCAGAAACAGAGACAAAAGCACUUCAACAGGCAAAUUCCUGCAGCUGCAUGUCUGAUACAGGCAUCCUGGAGGUGUUUUGCCUUAGAGAACCAUGAUUCUGCCACCUACAAAUUGUUUGUGAAGAGGAACCUCAGCCACAGCCACUUAAAGGCGAAGAUGAGGAGGAAAAUGAAGAGUAAUGACAGGGAUAAUGGGCCAAAUUCUCCCACCGUACCAUCCAUAACCUAUGAUUCCUUAGAUGAUGGAAGGGAUGGCGGACAAGAUUCAAUGAGCAGUAUUCAACAUUCAGAAGGGGCAAACACACUCAGAAGAUGUGAGCGGGUGCCAUCCUGGAACUCUCUUUCCUCUUUCCAGUUCUCUACAACUCCAGUGAAAAAGUCUGGGAUUUUCGAGGUGCCGUCUCGGCCCACGCUCCAGAGGAGCAGCAGCAUCGCAGAUGAUAUGGAAACUGAGGUUGAGCGAGAGAAUUCGCUCGUUCCAGUCACUCAUGUGUCUCAGUUGCGGGAUUCCCAUCGAGCAGCCAUUCGUGUGAUCCAGAGAAUGUACUACUUUGUGGCCAAAAAAAAGUUCCAGCAAGCACGUAAACCGUACGAUGUGAGGGAUGUUAUUGAGCAGUAUUCUCAGGGUCAUCUCAACCUCAUGGUGCGCAUCAAGGAGCUUCAGAGAAGACUGGAUCAGUCCUUAGGGAAGCUCUCCCUCUUCCAGACAAGUUCAGACCGCAUGAAAGACAAAGGCACAAACACUAUUGGCUCCAGACUCAACAGGAUGGAAGAGAAGAUCACACACAUGGACAGGACACUUAACAGCAUCGCAGAAUCUCUCAACCUCAUGUUGGCAAGGGAGAGACGGGGGGAUCUGGCCAGAGGGAAGGAACAGCGUAGCAGCUUCCAGCGACAAUCAGCCACCCUCAGCCUGUCAGUGCCGGAAAGACAGGACAGCCUGCCCAGUUCUGAGCAACUGUCCACACCAACUGUUAUUCAUGAGAACAGCUGAGUUGCUAAAGGACCACUACAUCACAAAGUGCCUGAUAUUGGGUCAGUUUUGGCUAGAGUUAAUGUAAGAUAUUAGAUCUGGCUCAGGUUCGGCCUCAGCUAAUUUGAAGAUAUCUUCUUGUCUGACUAAGUCUGUUGAUCUUUAUAUUUUGUUAAAUUUCUUAGAAAGCAAAACGUAAAGAAAUAUUAAAUAUUUUAAGCAUACUAUUGUCUAAGUGUGACUUUGAGUUUUUUUAUAUUGAUUAUUCGGUUGUUUUUCUUUUAAAAGAAGAGUGUUCCAUACUUUUUGUGAGCAGUUUGCCCUCUUCCACUCCACACUCUUAAAAUAAAGGUUCCAAAAGGGGGUUUUCGCAGCGAUGCCAUAGAUGAAAAAUGUUUGGUUUCCCUAAAGAAUCUUUCAAUAAACAGUUCUUAAAAAAACCUUUUUUUCUUAAAGGAUUAGUUCACUUUCA